Malaclemys terrapin pileata is the source of this 5283-nucleotide messenger RNA. RefSeq names its product leucine rich repeat and fibronectin type III domain containing 2 (gene LRFN2). The record is from RefSeq and is a predicted model, not a curated record. Gene Ontology annotation, molecular function: protein binding. Gene Ontology annotation, cellular component: postsynaptic density membrane; cell surface. The transcript is spliced from 3 exons. NCBI's taxonomy places the organism in Eukaryota, Metazoa, Chordata, Testudines, Emydidae. The coding region runs from base 199 to 2490 and encodes 763 amino acids.
ACUGAAUCAGGUUCCAUCUGCCAGCAAUGCUAGUCUGCGAUUUGGGAAGCUGGAGAUCAACCUAGGAUUUUGUCUGAUAUUCUCUCCUUUUGAAAAAGGAUGCGUGGCAUAGAAAGAGGGUCUAAGUGCCUGUCUGAAAUUAUUGUACCGAACCAGGGAUAAAUGUUACUUCUCAAAGGUACUGCUGCGUGAUUUACCAUGGAAAAAUUGCUCUGCAGCAUCCUGGUGUUUGGAAUGGCAGUUGCGGUCAAUGCUUGUCCCAAAUACUGUGUGUGUCAGAACCUGUCAGAGUCGCUGGGGACUCUGUGUCCCUCCAAGGGCCUCCUUUUUGUACCCUUAGACAUAGACCGAAGGACUGUUGAACUCCGACUCGGGGGUAACUUCAUUAUUAACAUCAGCCGACAGGACUUUGCCAACAUGUCUGGCCUUGUUGACCUCACUUUGUCCAGGAAUACCAUCAGUUACAUUCAGCCCUACUCCUUUGCUGAUCUAGAAAGCCUUCGGUCUUUGCAUUUGGACAGCAAUAGGCUGCCCAACAUUGGAGAGGAUAUUUUGAGAGGCUUAAUUAACCUUCAGCACUUGAUAAUAAAUAACAACCAGCUGAGCAGCAUCUCGGACGAAGCCUUUGAGGAUUUUCUGGUGACAUUGGAAGACUUGGAUCUUUCCUACAAUAACCUCCAAGGCAUCCCCUGGGAAUCUAUAAGGAAGAUGGUAAACCUGCACCAGAUUAGCUUGGAUCAUAACCUGAUAGAUUAUAUUACAGAGGGGACGUUUGCAGAUCUUCAGAAAUUGGCCAGAUUGGAUCUAACCUCUAACAGACUUCAGAAGCUCCCCCCAGAUCCCAUAUUUGCCAGGUCCCAAACAUCUCCAUUAGAAGCAACUCCAUUUUCUCCACCUCUGUCUCUUAGCUUUGGAGGCAACCCGCUGCAUUGUAACUGUGAGCUGCUGUGGUUAAGGCGGCUUGACAGAGAUGAUGAUAUGGAAACUUGUGCUUCCCCUCCAAAUCUAAAGGGAAGAUACUUUUGGUAUGUACGGGAAGAGGAAUUUGUUUGUGAGCCACCUCUCAUUACCCAGCAUACUCACAAGUUGCUGGUUUUAGAAGGGCAAACUGCCACAUUAAAGUGUAAAGCCAUUGGGGACCCAUCCCCAGUCAUUCACUGGGUGGCUCCAGAUGACCGACUCAUUGGGAAUUCUUCGAGGACAGCAGUCUACGAUAAUGGUACUUUAGAUAUCGUUAUCACGACAUCCAAGGAUUAUGGAACUUUUACGUGCAUCGCAGCCAAUGCUGCUGGAGAAUCGACUGCGACCAUUGAGCUCUCGAUCGUGCAGCUUCCACACCUCAGCAACGGUACGGGCCGAACUGCCCCACCCAAAUCCAGGCUUUCUGACAUCACUAGCUCCAGCAAGUCCAAUAGAGGGGAAACGAAAGGUCCACCAGAAAGGACUGUCUUGGUGUCAGAGGUGACGACUACCUCAGCUUUGGUCAAGUGGACGGUGAGCAAGUCAGCCCCCAGGGUUAAAAUGUAUCAGCUGCAAUAUAACUGCUCGGAUGAUGAAGUUCUAAUUUACAGGAUGAUCCCUGCUACAAACAAAGCCUUUGUGGUAAACAACCUUGUAUCUGGAACGGGCUAUGACCUUUGUGUCUUGGCCAUGUGGGAUGACACUGCCACGACACUCACAGCCACCAACGUCGUGGGGUGUGCCCAGUUCUUCACCAAAGAGGACUAUCCUCAGUGCCAAUCCAUGCACAGCCAGUUUCUGGGUGGGACGAUGAUCUUAGUCAUUGGAGGCAUCAUUGUGGCGACUCUACUGGUGUUCAUCGUCAUACUCAUGGUCCGGUAUAAAGUUUGUAACAAUUCCCAGGGGAAGAUGGCCAAUGUCAGCAAUGUCUACUCACAGACUAAUGGAGCUCAACCUGUUCAAAACGGGGUCCUGCCCCAAGUCAACCCCAAAGUGGUGGUAAGAAAUGAACUCAUGGAGUUUAACUGUGAAUCUGUACAGAGCAGCAUCUCCUCCUCUUCUAGUUCAGUGAAUAGCCGCGACUGUGAUGAUUAUAGCCUCCAAAGUGAACAAGGCACAUUGUCCAGUAAGUGGAGGCCUCCUUCUAGGUCAAAACAUAACAUUGAUCGGCUAAUGGGAGCUUUUGCCUCCCUGGAACUGAAGUGUCAAAAAAAGGAGGACACGGUAGACUCCAGAACUUCCACAGUGGCCCGCCACUCGGACAAAGAGCCGCUUCUGGGCCAACAGGAGUCAAAAUUCCGUAGUCUCCUCAUGUUACCACUGGAGGGGAAAACUAAACGUAGCCAUUCUUUUGACAUGGGGGACUUUGCCACAUCUCAAUGUUGCACCUACCCCAAAAAGAUAACCCAUAUUUGGACAAAGCGCAGCCUCUCGGUGAAUGGCAUGCUCUUGCAGUAUGACGACAAUGACUUAGCAGGGGCGAAAGGGACUUAUGGGAGUUCAGAAUGGGUAAUGGAAAGCACAGUGUAAAUAAGAGCUUCUCCCCCCUCGCUUCUCCCUAAUUACAUCAAAUGUAAUAAAAUUUGGUUUUGUUGAAAAGCCAUGAAAAUGAAAAGGGGGGAGGGAAUAUGCUCAACCAUGUUGGAGAAAAGAAAAAAGAGAGAGAGAGAGAGAGGUAAAUAAAAAAAAUAAGAUAACAAAAGAGGAAAAAGGUAAUGAAAUGCUAAUAAGCACCUGUGGCCCCAUUAAUGUCCGGUCCCAACAAAACGGAGUGUGAACAUUUCAAGGAAUUUACCAGUCGUUGUAAGCGUUGCUUUCCAAAAGUCUCCUGGCCUCCCGGUGACCCGACAAACAAGCUUAAACGAGGAUUAAAGUGGGUUUAGCAGCACAUAUUUAAUUCAAAGGGUUUGGGGGUUUUUCCUUCCCUUUUUGGUAACCUAUGAAGUACACUCUCGUGGAUAGAAGACUGAUGCAAGUAUGUCACUGGCUGUAAUUGUGCGUGUCAUCACAGAACUACACUAAGGGCAUCUGUGGGGACAGAACAGAUCGAUUUUUCAGCUUAAUCUCUUGGUGUUAUCAAAAACAUAUGGAAAUUUCUACCCCGUCCCCCAUUGUUGAGCUGAGGGGGUUUUUGGUUGGGGUGGUUUUUUGCAGGAAAAAGGGAUUUCUUUUUUCCUUUUUGUUUUUAUUCUAUCAUCAAAUCCCUGUGAUGAAACCAAGGAUAUGUACAAAGAUUAAACUCUCGAUGUGUACUGUAUAACCCGCCUUCAACACCACCCUUUAUGUCCUGGGAAAAUGAAAUCUAGGGGGCUAAUAAAUUUUAAAAAUAAUCAUCUUUCUUCCAUCUCCUUCAUGGUCGCUGUUUGUCAAGGCAGAUUGCAACAGCUAUUUAUAUCAGUGGGGCUUUUGCUAUCCCGGAGGGGGGAAAAAAUUCAAGAUUUCAUAUAAAAGACAAGAGAGAGGUGAAAACAAAAGCUGCUCCAGUGAACUCUACACAUUAUUAAUACAAAUUGCUGCUGGCCAAGAUUAUUCUGUCACCCUGUUCGACUGAUAAAGAAAAUGCAGACUUUAGCUCGUUUGCCACAGAAAGCUCUUUGUCCAGUCAGUCGCCACAACAGGGCGUGUCUGUAUCAGUAGCAUUGCAGGAAGUGCAGGUCUCUGAGCAGUUAAGGGGAUUAUAAGUGUAAUGGGGAUGUUCCUAUUUAGCCACGGAAAACAAGUUAGAAUUGGAUGUCUCAGAAUAGAUGGUCUCCCAAGUGUCACUUGCAUCUUGCCCCUUUACCUAUUCCCAGACCUCUGUCCCAUCCCUUGCAAAGGUACUUGCUACCUGAGACCAAUGGUGGUUCUUUAUGGCUUGUAAACUGAUUUUCAAGUUCCUUUUGGGGGAGCAUUGCUGCGGUUCUGGGAAUGUUGUGGGUGCACGUGGUCCAUCCACCUGACUCCAUUGUCCUUAGUGACUUUAAUGUGAUUUCCAAUAUUUUGGUGGCUACAGCAACUGUCUUUAUUUAAUUUGUUUAUUUAUUUGUUUGUUCCCAAUGAUCUGUCAGCUGGGAAGCAUUUUGAAAUUGCACAUUAUUAUUAUUAUUUUAUAACAGACGUGUGGAGAAAGGUUGUAAGGCACAGAGGAAAACCACAAAAAAACCUCUAUGUAUUUUUUUUUUUUUUUUUUUAAGAUUCAGAGAUAUAUUGUGACAUGGCUAUGUACUUGAUCUUGUAUUUGUCAUGUUUCUUACUUCGAGUUUUAGACAAUGACAUCCCUGUGAUCAGAAUAUUAUUUUCUUUUUAAUUUUUCUUUUUUUUUUUUUUGCUACAAAAUGUACAGUAAAAACAAAACAUUCCUGGGGAAAAAAGCACCUUCUUUUCAUUUGUUUUAAUGUCUUGUGUUUUGCUUUGAAACCUGAAGAAGUAUUAAUAUUUUUAAAGAAAGAAAAAGACCUUGAGACACUUUCUCUCUUUGUUGUUUCGUGUGCUGAAAGAUAUUUUUCUUUGGGUGAAAUUCAUCUCUAAUCAGAGGUAUUCAGUGGUGAACAGGCCCUUUGCAUAAGGAUGAAUAUCAUGCUCUGAGAACCUGAUCUAAACUUGGCUAUAUCGCUUAGGAGUGUGAUGUAUCUACACUGCAUUUGGGAAGUGUGAUUUCAUGGUUAGAUGUACCCAAGCUCGCUUUGAUCUAGCUAGCUUGAGUAACAAUGGGCAUGAAGCUGCAGCAGCACAGGGGGUGGUAUAGGUUAGCUUCUUGAGCAUGUCCUCAGGUGCUGGGCAAGCAGGGCUAUCCUAUGCUACUACCUGUGCUCCCUCCUAUUGUGGCUCAAGCUAGCUUUGAUUUAGCUAGCUCAGGUAUAUCUACACAUGCUGCAAUCACACCUUCUGAUUGCAGUGUAGACAGACCCAUACACAGUUAUGCUGGUAUAGGCCCUAGCCUGGAUGCAAUUAUGCUGGUAUAACUGUACUUAGAGCAGUAUAGCUUAUGUCAUUCCCCAUAAGCUAUACCAAUAUCAACACAGUUAUACUGAUAUAACUUCAUCCACCCUUGGAGGGUUUUGCCAGUUAUCACAAGUAUAACUAUGCCAGCAAAACUCUCUUAGUGUAGACAAGGCCUUAGAUACCUUUUAAAAGAAAAGCUACAGUCAUUAAUAAUAAUACUUCAUAUGGACCCAAUCCUGAACUGUUUGCUGUAGUAAAACUCCCACUGACUUGAACACACUAGGCAGCUUGUGCAUGGAUGUGUAGUGUUCGGUGCAAAAGACUAAUAACUAACAUGUCCUGAUGUUUCAUGGUGUGUUGUGAGAGUUAAGUAAUGUUUACAGCAGGGAUCGGCCACCUUUG